Molecule: messenger RNA, 396 nt
Organism: Caenorhabditis remanei
Lineage: Eukaryota; Metazoa; Nematoda; Chromadorea; Rhabditida; Rhabditidae
Exons: 3
Coding region: 1-396 (131 amino acids)
Biological process (GO): response to oxidative stress
Source: RefSeq, a predicted model, not a curated record
AUGUCCUCAACUGCUGGUCGAGUCGUCCGUGCCGGACAAUCCGCUGUUCGCACCGUCGCUCCAGUCAAAUCCAACAAUUCUGCCGAGGCGCGCAUGUCGGUUCUUCAGGCCUACAAGGAAUUCCAACGCUUGACACCAAAGUUCUGGUGGGACUUCGGACUUCAUGAUAUGCCACUCGGUGUGUUCCGUGCUGUUAUCAAGAAACAGUUCACCAAGAAUGGACAUCUCACCGAUGUUCGUGUUGUUGACAGACUUGUUGGAGAGACUAAUAUGCACAUGGAGUCAAUCCGCAUGGCAUACUACAAUCCAGACCACGUUCGCAAUUACCUCUUCGCCGAGAAUGUCGAAGCGAAGCCAAAGGACUUCCUCUCCAAAUUCCUCAACGGAAAGGAAUAA